Iphiclides podalirius (scarce swallowtail) is the source of this 1374-nucleotide messenger RNA. The record is from the annotation of a GenBank genome assembly. Lineage: Eukaryota; Metazoa; Arthropoda; Insecta; Lepidoptera; Papilionidae.
AUGGAGUGUGGGUUCGAUAAAAAACAUGAACCAAAAUGUUGUCUUGGUUUCCGGCACGUGCAGGCGUUUUUGCUGUUCUUCGCAUUCGUCCUGUGCUUUGCCAUGACUGUGAAUAUGAGCAUCGCUAUAGUUGUUAUGACCGACCCAGCACAAACCGAUUCCUUUGAUUGGAAUAUCCAGAAACAAGGAGUGAUACUCUCGUCAUUCUUCUGGGGAUAUCUUUUUCUUCAAGUGCCCGCAGGUGAACUGGCCAAUAGGUUCGGAGGAAAGAAUUUAACUAUGUUAUGUGUUAGCAUCAAUGCCAUAGCUUCAUUAUGCUUACCGAUGUCCGCAUACUACGGCGGAUGGCAAAUGGUUUGCACUUGUCGAGUAAUACAGGGAUUGUUUCAAGGAUUCCUAAUGCCGGCGGCGCAUAAUCUCCUUGCCAAAUGGGCUCCCCUAGAGGAGAAGAGCCGGAUGGGGGCCUUCGUGUACGCUGGAGCCCAAUUUGGAACAGCACUUCAGUUGAUGACGGGUGGCAUCGUGGCCGACUAUUGGGGUUGGUCUGCAAUAUUUUACGUUAACGGAGCAUUUGGAGCCGUCUGGACAGUAGUUUACUCGUUAUUGGGCUCAAACUCACCUGAGGAGUCAAAAAUUAUAAAUGGCCAUGAAAGGGAUUACAUACAAAGCUCACUGGGUCAUGUUGGUGGACACCAAAAACGGAAAACACCGUGGAAGUCAAUAGCAACAUCCCUUCCGUUCCUGUCAGUGGUUGUCGCUCACUGCGGCUUCAAGUGGGGCUACUGGGCCCUGCUCACAGGAAUACCGACGUACAUGCAUAAGGUUUUCGGAAUGAAUAUAAAAGCAAAUGGACUGCUGUCUGCAUUACCGUACUUAACUCUAUACCUGUUAAGUUUUCCUUUUGGUUUUCUGUCGGAUGAAAUAAUUAACCGAAAAUGGCUUCGAAUAACUACAUCAAGAAAGUGUUUUAAUACAAUCGGAUAUUUCGGUCCCGCUGCAGUGCUUAUUGCAUUAGCCCAUGUAUCGGCGGGAAACGUGACCUUAGCUAUCACGCUACUCACUCUGGCACUUGGAAUAAACGCAGCUUUUUACAGCGGAUACAUACUGGGCUCGUUAGACAUGGCUCCAAAUUUUGCCGGUACACUGAUGGGAAUAUCAAACACAGUUGCAAGCGUUAUGGCAAUUCUCGCUCCUCUUAUGAAUGGUGUCAUCCUGAAGGAUGAGACGGACAUAUUGGAAUGGCGAUACUUAUUUUAUCUAUCGGCCGCAGUGUACGUGGUGACGAAUGUUUUUUACGUUAUUUUUGGGAGCAGCGAAAGGCAACAUUGGAAUGAACCGAGAGAAUUAAACAAUCAAAAAGCACCCGAGUGCGGU